AUGAAAUCAUGUUUGGUACCAGCUGGCAUUGCCAUUCUAGGGCUCCCUUUGUCCUAUGCUAUCAUUCGGCAUACGGCAGUUCGGUUAAACUCGGAGCAUCAUCUUGUUGAUGACUUCAAAGCGUCAAAGUCAUGGAUAGCCAAAUUCGUGCGCGAGUGUGGCUUACGUUCGAGAAAGGUGACGCGAUUUGUCACCACAGGUACCUUACGUUCUAAAGAUGAUGUAGAAGCGGACGCCGAUGUUUUCGUCAAGAGAGUCAGGGAGGAAAUGAGGAAGUACCCCUUGUCUGCAUUUGCCAACGCAGAUCAGACUGGUAUAAACAAGGAGAUAGCCUCAAAGAGAACAUUAGCUCCGGUCGGAUCUAAACAGGUGGUGAGAGCGGUUCAGUCUGUGUCAUCACUAACACACUCAUUCACCGCGAUGCCUGUCAUGUAUGCCGAUGGGCGGCUUGGGGACAAGCUUCUUGUCAUUCUUCCCGAAAGGGGAGGUGUCUUUCCACAGUGCGGACAUUGGCAGGCACCCAACCUGCUGGUGAUGGCUGGGAAGACGCACAUCAUGACAAAGUCCCAGGUCCCGACUUUCGUCAAGGAGUGUGUGGUAGGGUCAAAUUCACCUCCACUGACUGUUCUCCUUGUGGAUAGUUGGGCUGGGUUCACCGACCACGCUAACGUACUUUCGGAAGUACCUCCAGGCAAAGAGCUCCGUUUGAUGACCAUCCCUGCAGGGGCGACUUCCCUCUGUCAGCCUCUCGACGUCUACUUUUUCCGCUUGUUUAAGCGAUACAUCCGACGCAUUCACGAUCACGUGAUACACCAUCAGACGGAUUUCGCGUAUAGCAGGGACAAUAUUUUGAAG
Cooperia oncophora is the source of this 855-nucleotide messenger RNA. NCBI's taxonomy places the organism in Eukaryota, Metazoa, Nematoda, Chromadorea, Rhabditida, Trichostrongylidae. The record is from the annotation of a GenBank genome assembly.